UGCAGUUCCCUGGUAUGUAUUUACAUUUGCAUUAGUUGAUCAGCCAGAGAUCAAAACAUUUAAAUGGGACACAAGAGCAGUUAAAUAUUUCAUCGAAAUGUAUAUGGAGAGGAAGGACAAGUUCCGGGACCCAAAAAUUAAGAAAAAAACGUUGUGGUCCGAAAUGGCGCGGGUCAUGAACCUAGCUGGAUAUAAUGUAGAUGAGGACAUAUUGGACCGCAAGAUACGCAACAUGAAGAAAACUUACAAAUCCAUUAAGGACAAUAACAGCAAAAACAGUACAGGCAGAGGUCGUGUUACCUGGGAGUAUUUCGACGCUUUUGAAGAGAUAUUUGCAAGUGACCGUACCGUGAAUUGCGGUCCAGUUUUGUCCUCAAUGGCCAUCAGCGAUGUUGAUGUGUCGCUGAAGUCAUCUGCGUUGUCCAGCACUACGUCUUGCAUUCCUUCCUCUCCACUAUCUCCAGACGAAAACGAGCCCCCGCAAAAAUUACAAAAGACAGUUGCGGCGAAAAGCAUGAGCUCUUUGCAUCACAUGGGGAAAAAAAUAUUAGAAGUGGAAGAAAGAAAAGCUGCCGCAAGUGAAGAUUUAAAUGGAGUACUGAGGGAAACCAAUAAAUUGCUGCAAGAUCGCAACGAAUUGCUGCGUCGAUUUUAGAAACAUGUAGCGCAGAGGAAAAAGUAUACAUACUUUGGAAAAGCCAUUUUAGGGUCUCAAUAAUAAUAUUGAUGAACCAGUAGUAUCACAGUCAAACCUAAGAGGCUGUUGUAGUUUAAACAAUUCCUUUCUUCAGAGACCUAUAGUAAAAUUUUGAAAGAUGAGAAGUAGGUUAUUUAACCCCUUCCAUUAUUAAAAACAGGUAAGUUAUGCUGCUAAACCGAAAUUGUUCCAUAAUUUCAUUUUAAAUAUUUUUUUUUUCUACAUUUUACUAUAGGUCUCUGAAGAAAUUGUGUUUGAAAUCAAUUUAUUCACAAAAAUGCUAGUAACAUUAUUUAAUUUCUGUAGCUGAAUUCUUAUGUAAACAAUUUUUUUUUUUUUUGUUUAUAAACGAAAUGUGUUUUAAUUUGU
Rhagoletis zephyria (snowberry fruit fly) is the source of this 1066-nucleotide messenger RNA. RefSeq lists its product as uncharacterized. Lineage: Eukaryota; Metazoa; Arthropoda; Insecta; Diptera; Tephritidae. The record is from RefSeq and is a predicted model, not a curated record.